AUGUCCGGUGAUGACCAGCUCCGUGCCAUGUCCUCUGUCCUAAACAUCUGGCUGGAGUUCUACUCCACUGAUUUCCACGAGCCUCCUGGAUUUCAUUCCUUGAAGUUUCUGUCAGCCUACAUACACAUCAAUAUGCCGGGUUCAGAGGUGGAGCGCAAGGCUGACCUUCUUCUGGCGCAGCUGGAGAAGCCGGAGCACCUGGAGCCUAGUGAAGUGGAGACUGAGGAUGAGGAGGAAGAGGUUCCAGCUUCUGCCCAGGCUGAACAACUGUCCGAAGAGCUACUUCUGUGUUCAGCUCCAGCUCCAGCUGCAGCUCCACCUCCACUGCCAGAGGCAGAGCGAGAGCGAGAUUCAGAGCCCAAGCCAGAGCAAGAGGUAGAGCAGGAGCAAGAUCCAGAGGAAGAGGAAGAGAAAGGGCAGGAGAACAAUCACAAUCCAGAGCAAGAGAAAGAACAGGAGAAAGAGGAAGAGAAAGAUCAAGUUAAAGAGCAGGAGCAGGAGGAAGAUCCAGAGGUAGAGCCAGAGCAAGCUGACAUAACUGCUCCUGAAACAUCAAAAGAGUUAGAAGAAACACCAGCAUCCAGGGGAGCCCUGGCUCCAGAGCUCCCACAAACACCCUCACCACAUUUGUUAUAUGCCCUGAGAGACGUGUUCGUAGAUACCCCAUCUCGGGAACAGCUCAGCAGCUCCUAA
Molecule: messenger RNA, 693 nt
Organism: Galeopterus variegatus (Sunda flying lemur)
Lineage: Eukaryota; Metazoa; Chordata; Mammalia; Dermoptera; Cynocephalidae
Product: ral guanine nucleotide dissociation stimulator-like
Exons: 4
Coding region: 1-693 (230 amino acids)
Source: RefSeq, a predicted model, not a curated record